AUGGCACCCAACAUUGACACCACCGCCCUCUCCAAAUCACCCGAGCUCUCAGAUGUUCUCACUCAGCAGGCUCAAGCAGGAGGCUACGACUGUCUUCCGUGUCGGCUGAUGGGCAGCGCUGUGUUCACAGGCAUGGGCAUAUACUCGUGGGCCUCCGGGACAAGCCAGCUCCGCAAGCGCGAACUUGAGAUUCUCCGGUCCAAGUCUUUCUAUACGUUAGGCAUGCGCAAGGCAUCGAUCUGGGUACUUUCGGGGAGCUUGGUAUCGCUCGGAAUAUACAGAUUAUACAACUGA
Baudoinia panamericana UAMH 10762 is the source of this 294-nucleotide messenger RNA. RefSeq lists its product as uncharacterized. The record is from RefSeq and is a predicted model, not a curated record. The coding region runs from base 1 to 294 and encodes 97 amino acids. Lineage: Eukaryota; Fungi; Ascomycota; Dothideomycetes; Mycosphaerellales; Teratosphaeriaceae. The transcript is spliced from 2 exons.